Messenger RNA from Homarus americanus (American lobster), 2506 nucleotides. RefSeq names its product glutamate receptor 4-like. The record is from RefSeq and is a predicted model, not a curated record. The transcript has 13 exons. NCBI's taxonomy places the organism in Eukaryota, Metazoa, Arthropoda, Malacostraca, Decapoda, Nephropidae. Gene Ontology annotation, cellular component: membrane. Gene Ontology annotation, molecular function: ligand-gated monoatomic ion channel activity. Bases 1 to 1641 code for a protein of 546 amino acids.
AUGAAAUGUGGUGAAAAGCAUGAGAAAGAUAUUGACAUUCUUGUAAGCCAGAAGUUGAGCAACAGUGUAAAGGGAUAUUCGGCAGUAUCAGUUUUGUUAGUCAAGUUUAAUGCUAAACUCACGGACUUGAGGCAGCAGGAGAGUGGUGCUGCCCCGGGACGUCCUCAGUCUGCUGGUGACUCUGAUAGAACUUCCACAACCAUGGUUACUGCUCUUGUUACUACUCCUACUGCCGUUGCUGUUGCAAUUACUGUUGCUACUGCUGUUACUGCUACUGCUUCUGAUGUUGCUACUGGUUAUGACUCCUCUCGUUGUCUCAAGUUAGGAGUAGUAGAGUUUCCGGGGUUUCUGCGUGUGCGACAAACACCACACAGCGGGCUGGAGGUGUCCGGUACAUUAACCAAAGUCCACACCAUCAUCGCUUCUGCCCUCAACACCUGCGUGGAGUACGAGGUGCCCAAGGAUGGUCUCUUUGGUAGUCAGCUCGACAACAACGGCAACUGGACUGGAGUCAUCGGUCAGGUUUCACGCAAGGAGGUGGACAUGUCGGGAGUGCCGAUGGUGCUAGACAUAAAGAGGCGGAUGGCGACAGACAGCAGUGUAUGGCUCUACAUGGAUGAGAGGGUCCUCGCCUACAAGCAACCAGUACCCGAGGCUGACCUGGCAGGCUUCCUCAAGCCUUACACCACCAUGAUGUGGUGUAUGAUUAUCUUGGCGCUGCUGGCGGUUUACGCUGCUCUUUGGUUGACUCAGUUGUUCGAGGUCCAACUCUUACCCCACACACCGGAUAGUUUUCAAGUAGAGGCCACGGCAGGACAGCUUGUGAAAAGGGAGAGCGGAACUGCGAAGAAUUCGGUAGGGCGAGGUAGGAGAGGGGAGGACGUUGUGUGGACAUCAUGUCUGUGGUCAUUGACCGCCCCUCUGGCACAGUCGUCAUCGUGGUGGCCUCGAGGUGUGAGCGUGCGGGUAGUGGCGGGCGUGUGGUUACUGAUGGCUCUGGUAUUCAGUUCCAUCUAUCGGUCUAAUCUUAAGGCCAUGUUGAUCCUGCCUCGGGUGAGUCUGCCCUUCACUAACAUGGAGGAGCUCCUGCACACCUCCAUCCCCUGCUACGUCCCUCAAGCUACUGUCCUACACGGCCUUGUUCUUGCGGCAGAGCCAGGGAGUCAACUGUACCGUCUGAGGCAACAAAUGAUUGCUCAUAGAAACGUCCGUAAAGCACGGCAAGAUACACUACGGGGGAAACAUGCUGCCUUCUCCACUCGCCUUGCUAUUCUGAGCAUCCUGCACGACACCUUCGCUCAAACAAGGUCGUGUCCUUUAUACAUGGCUUCAGCUGACGUCUUUGGGGGCACAUCAUACCAACUGGCCUUCCCCAAGGGUUCAACCCUCACACACAAACUCAACAAACUGUUGACGAGGCUGCAAGAGGCAGGUAUCCUGAAACACUUAUACCUGCAGGGUAUCCGCCACGCCAGCGGGUGUCUCAGGUCCAUGUCGGCCACUAACGCCCUCUCCUCUACCACUCUCAGGCCGCUCGAACUGGGCGACUUCUACGGGGUGUUUUCCGUGUAUGGUGGAGGAAUGUUUCUUGCUGGCCUGACCUUACUUCUGGAACUGUCAAUAGGCAGUUAUAGGCACUAACACUACUUGUGGCCAUAUUGUUGCACUCAGACAUCAACAUUAACCAUUAGUGACUAUAUUACUGCACCCAAACAUCAACAUUAACCAUUAGUGACUAUAUUACUGCACCCAAACAUCAACAUUAACCAUUAGUGACUAUAUUACUGCACCCAAACAUCAACAUUAACCAUUAGUGACUAUAUUACUGCACCCAGACAUCAUCAUUAACCAUUAGUGACUAUAUUACUGCACCCAGACAUCAACAUUAACCAUUAGUGACUAUAUUACUGCACCCAGACAUCAACAUUAACCAUUAGUGACUAUAUUACUGCACCCAGACAUCAACAUUAACCAUUAGUGACUAUAUUACUGCACCCAAACAUCAACAUUAACCAUUAGUGACUAUAUUACUGCACCCAAACAUCAACAUUAACCAUUAGUGACUAUAUUACUGCACCCAAACAUCAACAUUAACCAUUAGUGACUAUAUUAUCACACACCAAAUUGAACACCAACAUGUAACGGACAGGUCAUCACAGCAGACGUCAGCGCUAACUUCCGGCGGCCAUACUAGCGCUACACAUAAUAGUGUUCGUGGGCUGGCUGAGUUAUCAGUGAUGGGUAUUCCUUAUGUCAAAUCUCUGAAAGCAAUAUGAAUCAGCGCUGUGAAGAAACUAACCAUAUCCUCCCAUCAGUGUAGUGACGUGUGUGUGUGUGUAUGUGACUCAUUGACUGCUAUAGACAUGACACUCCUCUAAUUAUCUCAUGUAAUGGCCAAUAAAAUGAUGUUAUGAAGUCACAUCUACGGCGUUUGAUUUAUUGGUGUAGUGACGCAUGAUUAUACGUUGUGCAAUAAUUGUAUGUAAUAUAACGACACAAUAAACAA